This is a messenger RNA of Closterium sp. NIES-67, 2105 nucleotides long. The record is from the annotation of a GenBank genome assembly. NCBI's taxonomy places the organism in Eukaryota, Viridiplantae, Streptophyta, Zygnematophyceae, Desmidiales, Closteriaceae.
CUUUCUCCCGGUCGUGUGUCGCAGCUUAGCAUGUCGGAUUCUCCCACCACGGUGACAGAGAAGGUCCGGAGUCAGCGUAUCUGUCAUGGUGAGCGCCAUGCCGCGCCUGAAAGGAAAGGAGCAGGCGGGUUCCAGAGGUGUUACUGUUACGCCCAUGGCUGCUGUUUGUUGCAGGCGGCUCGCCUGGUCGAGCGUGGCAUGGAUGCAGUGGCCAUUUCGUGGAGCGCAUCGAAAGGUGGCCGUGUCUGACCGCUGGGCUAGGUCACUGAGGUGCCUUGGGGUGCCUCAAAGUGCCUCAGGUGCCUCAGGAGGCUCAGAGUGCCUCAGGUGCCUCUGGUGCCUCAGGAGGCUCAGAGUGCCUCAGGUGCCUCUGGUGCCUCAGAGUGCCUCAGAGCGCCUCAGGUGCCUCAGGUGCCUCAGGGGCAGGAGGGGUGUGAUAGGAGCGAGGGGUGCAAGAUGAAGGAGGGGCGUGAGAGGCAGGAGGGGCGUAUGAGGAGCGAGGAGUGAGGGGGGAAGAGAGGCGUCAGAGGGGGGACGGGGGUGUGAGAUGGGCAGGGGAUGUAAAUGGAGCGAGGGCUGUAACAGGAGUGAGGGGUGUAAGAUGGAGGGUGUAUGAGGGGGGGGGGGGGUGCGAGGAGGGACGGGUAGGAGGGCAUGGGAGCAGGGAAGAGUGGGAAUGUGGAAUAUCUCAAAGCAGCGAGGUCUGUGAUGCCAAGUCAGCAGAUGAGUGAUGGUCAGAGCACUCACCAGCCUAGCCAAAGGAACCUUGUUGCCUAGGAGUUCUGAUGAUUCUGCCACUGCUGCUGUUGCUGAUGGUACAGCUGCUGCUGUUCGUGCUGCUGCUGGUGCUGGUGCUGCUGCUGCUAAUAUUGCUGCCGCUGCCGCUGCUGGUGGUGUUCGUGGUGCUGCUGCUGAUGCGGCUGCUGGUACUGCUGCUGCUGGUACUGCUGCUGCUGGUCCUGCUGAUGUUAGUGGUGGUGAUACCGGUGGUGCUUCUGCUAACUCACAUGCGUGCCAAGUCAAGGGGGAGUUGUACUAGAGCAGCCAGGGGGGGCAUGAGGAGGGUGAGCAAAUGCUGGUGACUGCUGCUGCUGCUGCUGCUGCUGUAGGCAAUGUGAUGGGGGUUGCAGGAGGAGGAUGGCAGGGGUUGGUGGGGGAGAGUGAGAAGGGUGUGAGGGAUCUGCGGUUUCCCCACACUGCCACAUGGCAUGUCACUGAUGCUGCUAUUGCCACGAGGCGUGCUCCUGCUGCUGCAUCUCGUGUCUAACACCCCAUGCGUUGCAGGCAUCAUGGAAUGGCUUGCUGUGGCAUCGCAGUCAUUGCAGUCAUGGCAUGGCACGGCACGGCACGGCACGUCAUGGCAUGGCACGGCACGGCAUGGCAUGGCAUGGCAUGGCAUGGCACGGCACGUCAUGGCAUGGCACGGCAUGGCACGGCAUGGCACGGCAUGGCACGGCAUGGCAUGGCAUGGCAUGGCAUAGCAUGGUAUGGCAUGACAUGGCAUGGCAUGGCAUGGCACGGCACGUCAUGGCAUGGCAUGACACAGCUUUCCAUGUCAUACUAGUGCAACUAUGCCAUUCAAAUGCUUCAAUGCUUCACUUUUGUCGUGGUAUGGCCCAGCUUUCGUCCCAACUUUAGGCUCGGUCUAGUCAGGAUCGGUCCGGUCAGGGUUGGUCCAGUCAGGCUUGGUCCAGAUUGAUCUAGUCAGGCUAGGCCUAGUGUGAGGGAACGAGAACGAGUCAGCUUCCAACGAUGUUGGUUGGGUGCCGCAGAGACAAGCAGAGGGGAAUUGUGUGGACACAGUGGAAGGAAACGACUUGGAAGUUGUGAUACACCACCUCCUUACGAAGAGGUUUCUCUCCGAAGAGUGGUGUAUGGUGACAGUCAUCAUCUUUUGGGCUGAGAUAAGCCCGUAGGAUCUUUCCAAAGACCAAGUCCCCAGAGAGAUGCACUUGCGGAAGCGUAGUGUAAGACUUAAUGAACCUCUUGCAAUGGUAUGCGAGCAGGCCCCCAAAUUGGUUUUGGGGGUGUCUGAUUCAUCAGACUUGCUUGUCAUCCCUGUCAAACAUGUUUAGUUAUCAUGCUUGUAUAGACUGUAUAGGGUC